Sander lucioperca (pikeperch) is the source of this 1830-nucleotide messenger RNA. RefSeq names its product uridine-cytidine kinase 2a (gene uck2a). Lineage: Eukaryota; Metazoa; Chordata; Actinopteri; Perciformes; Percidae. The transcript has 7 exons. The record is from RefSeq and is a predicted model, not a curated record. Gene Ontology annotation, molecular function: kinase activity; ATP binding. Gene Ontology annotation, cellular component: cytoplasm; cytosol. Bases 92 to 877 code for a protein of 261 amino acids.
CAUCAUCGUCACCAUCAUCAAAUGGGAGGAGCGCAGGCACCCCAGUGUGUGUUGUAGGUUGUAGAGGGCCGCAUCGCGCUGCAGAUGAAGCAUGACAGGCGAUUGCGAGACAAAGCCAGGUGACCAAGACGAAAAUGAAAGUAUUAAUCGGCAUCCUUUCCUCAUUGGUGUGGCUGGAGGGACAGCCAGUGGCAAGUCGUCGGUGUGCAGCAAGAUCAUGGAUCUGCUGGGCCAGAACGAGAUUGACCACCACCAGCGGCAAGUUGCCAUCCUCAGCCAAGACAGCUUCUACAGGGUCCUCACCCUAGAGCAGAAGGCCAAGGCACUCAAGGGCCAGUUCAACUUCGACCACCCAGAUGCAUUUGACAAUGACCUCAUAAUCACGACUUUGUGGAACAUCAAGGAGGGAAAAACAGUACACAUCCCCGUUUAUGACUUUGUUUCCCAUUCCAGGAAGGAAGAGACGGUGACAGUGUACCCUGCUGAUGUGGUGUUGUUUGAGGGCAUCCUGAUGUUCUAUUCUCAGGAGAUCCGAGACUUAUUCCAAAUGAAACUGUUUGUGGACACCGACGCAGAUACACGUCUAUCUCGAAGAGUGCUGCGUGAUAUAAGUGAACGUGGACGGGACUUGGAAAGCGUUCUAGCACAGUACAUUACUUUUGUCAAGCCUGCAUUUGAGGAGUUCUGUCUGCCAACAAAGAAAUAUGCUGAUGUGAUCAUACCGAGAGGAGUUGACAAUCUUGUUGCCAUAAAUCUCAUAGUUCAGCACAUCCAGGAUAUUUUAAACGGUGGUUUGACCAAACGGCUGAACGGGUGCAUUAAUGGUCAUGGAACAACAAAGAACCAGCCAAACGAUUCCAGCAGUCAGCUCCACUGAGCAGCUCUCCCCAAAGAGAGAAAGGAGGGUUUACCGGUACAUGCCAAAUUUGCUCUACCUUGCGGCUAACAAGGCAGGAGUAAUUUGCCAGGGAAUCAAAAGGCCUCUUUUUGCUAUCCUUUGUGUAGCUGGUUUAAAGCAUUCGUAUUCAGUUCUAGUUUUCUCUAUAGCUUGUGUACUGUAUGAGAUGGAAGAAUAGAAAUACAAAGGGACUAACUUGUAAUUUAAUUUAAAACUGCUGCUUGCCUUUAACACAGCACUGAAACUAAUUAAAGAAGUUUUUGUGUCUAAAAAAGUUUCAACACAUGACCGCCUUUAACCAUACAAUAAAUGGAGUGUAGCAAUAUACUGUUUUACAGCCUUACCCUAUCUCACUACCGUUAAAGGCUAAUUCCCUUUAUCAAUGCAACCUGACAAUUUUUUUUUUCAAGCGCUGUAUUGAAAUAAUGUACUAUAGAUUGAAAUUUUUUGUUUGUUUCACGUUGCCCCAAGCUGCACUUGCUUUGUCUUGUCUAAAACUAACAAACUAAAUACGUUAUUAGUCAAAUAAAACAACUGAUUCCCACCUCAAAUCAUCUUGAUGUAUGACAUCACCAAAAAAUAUUUGUACCGUCUUUGUGGACUGAUUUUUUUUAUUUCAAUGUGAUACUGACAUUACAUUAAUUCAUUUAAUAAGAUGUUGGUAACAAAGAACAAUGACUUAUGUUAUGAAAUUACAUUAAGUUAUUAAGUAUUACUUUUCUUUGAUUCCCAUAAACUUGAAUCGUCAGAUACUAAUGUAUGCAAUGUUCAUGUGAAAUACACUGAAAGUGUUACUAAAUGCAUUGAACUAUAAAAUGUCAAGUUAAAGAUACCCAAUGUUAAUCUGUUCUGUAAAUGAUGUUUAAUGGAGUUUUCUUCCUGUAUACAUUUUUCACAUGAUAAAGUUCUCAGGUACUGUUUGCUUGAAGUGA